This is a messenger RNA of Rubroshorea leprosula, 2133 nucleotides long. The record is from the annotation of a GenBank genome assembly. NCBI's taxonomy places the organism in Eukaryota, Viridiplantae, Streptophyta, Magnoliopsida, Malvales, Dipterocarpaceae.
CUUUUCUUCUCUCUCAUUUUCCUAUUGCCUGCCGCCUUUCCUGCCGUCGCCGCCGGUGUAAAGGGCCGGAUGGAAGGGACGAUGCCGUUGGCUUCUAAAAGCGUCGAUCCAACAUUGGAGCCAAGAAAUUUUUACUUCGGAGCAGUGAGUGCGUUCUGUUAUCUUGAUGAUUUUCGGCUCCGAUCAGGCGCCCUCACACAUCGAGUCGAUGCUCAAGGCUCAGAUUGAAGCUUCCGUGGUGCUGACCUAUGCCUGGAGGACGGAUCUGGCACUGUUGAGUGCUAGAUUGGGCUCAAAGAGAACACCAAAACACUAGGGUUUCGUAGCGCCGAUUGGUUUUCCGAGGUGCCAGUGGAGCCAAGAUCCAAGUGGCCACCUUCAUUUAUCUCGGAAUCUUAGACUCUUUCGAUCUCUCGAUCUCACAUCUUCCUCUCUGCACAUGACGUUCACAUUAGGUGGAGGAUCAUAUGUUUUAUCAUAUUCCAAGCAUUCUUAUCACAUCAAAAGAUUACUCAGAAAUUGCCACAAGGUGCUACUUGGCGGUUAAACACACUCAUUUCAUGCCAGAUCCAUGCAUGUUUAUUCUUCAUGGAUGAGUUGGGUUUCAAGACAUGCUAAUUCUACCUCUGGCUGACAGGUUAUCAACGGAACUGUUUCCUCAAAAAUUCUAUAGUGGCCUCGCACAUGUGAAAUUUGGGUGUAGGCGUGCCACUUACUUUGCUGAAAGUAAGAAAGGAAGACUUUCUCAACGAUCCUCUCCUUCCUCAUGGUCUUGAUGAUUUGAAGGCAGAAGUACGAGAUCCUCUAGAGGAGGUAAAUUUGGGUACUGAGGCAGAUUCGAAAAUUACUUUUAUUAGCGGUUGCAAGCAGUGACUUUACUGGUGGAGUAAAUCGCUCAAGGGGAAUUCUGCCAGUAGAACUUACCGUUAGAAAUAGAACUCUCAUGUGUGUGAAUGUUGGAUUAAAAUGAAAUUUGCGCCUUCAAAUGAUUUGCAAAAGGAGGAAAUACCUUUUUGCAAAUUGGGUUACGAAAUCUGCAUUGGACAAUUCCAAAGACCUUACUCAAUCAUGGGCAGUUUCUCGAAGUAAUGGGACAUCUCACCUUUUGAUCUGGUAUAAUCUUCUUACAGAUUUCGUCUUUUAUCAAAUAAAACCCUAUUUUUAACUGCAAUCUUCUCUUAUUUUUUAGUUCCCAUUAUCCUUUUCUGUCUCAAGAAGAUUAUUAUUUUAUAAAAAAUUAUCUUUACCUUUGCCAGCUUCUUUCUUUCAUUUUUUUUUUUUUUUUACUUUUCCAGAUGCAUUCUAACCAAAUUCAGCAACCCAUUUCCUUCAUUUUUCACAAUGUACUGCUGGUUGAUUUCGUUCAAACAUGACAAUGUGCAAUUUCAACCAAUAAAGAGACAAGGAGAUACAUAGAAGAAAAAUCAACAAAAGUUGUUUUGCCAACUACUCCAUUCUUCUCUCAUGUUCUUGAUUUCUUCAGCGGCUUCAUCUGCAAAGGCUGUGAAAGAAGGUAGUUGAUCCUUGAUUUUAGAAGCAGAUUUUGAAUCAAGAACAUGAGAGAAGAAUGGAGUACUUGGCAAAACAACUUUUGUUGAUUUUUUUUCUAUGUAUUUCUUUGUCUCUUUGUUGGUUGAAAUUGCACAUUGUCAUGUUUAAACUUAUUGUUUGCGGUCACUUGUAUUCAGAUUUCACACGUGCGAGACCACUAGAGAAUUUUUGAAGAAAGAAGAGCUGAAUGGUGGGUAAUUGAAUCUUUUCCUAAUUUCUCUCCAUGGCUUUUUUAAGUUUUUAUUAAGAAUCAAUAAUACAGAGUUUAAUGAGCAAUAUUUUAAAAUUUCUAUCAGGUUAAACUGCAAGCCUCAUUAACACUUUGCCAAUGGGAUUAAAAAUGCCAUUUUUUAGCAGUAUUAUUUCUUAACAAUGUUAAUGUGCAAAGUCAAAUUCUCUUUUUCUCAAAAAAUGGAUGUGAAGUUCUGAUUCGUAAACUAGCAUAAUUAGAAAGAGUUAGAUUACUGUAUAUAUAUAUAUAUAUAUAUAUUUGAAGGGCAAGUGUUAGAUCACUGUUGAGUUUCUGUUGUGGUUUUCUGUCCUUGAAUUUGUCCUGGUGUGCGGCAUAUAUUGUAUUUUUGC